UGCCUCUUUGAGACUUGAUUUCUGUUUCUCUCUUCAUAAAUGGCCAAACGAUCAAGUGGACUCUCCUUUGAUUCAGAUCCCAUCAGAUUACUAUUUCCACACAAACUCACCGCCAUCAACUCCUUCCCGGACCACCGCUCCACCAAGUGGAGACCCAUGGAGGCCGCCACCGGCAACGUCAACACCUCGUCAUCUUCACCACCACCGCCACCACCUACCACCAUCCAAUUCCCACUCAACCUCAACUGCAACCUCCAUGACCAGCAUCAUCAUCAUCAUCCUCACAAGCAGAUAAACGAAAUGGAUUUCUUUUCCGACAAAACACAUGAUGUAGAAGAAGAAGAAGAUCGUUCCAGGUUGCAGCCUGUCUCCUCCUCCGAUCCACCGCCUCCUGUCACCGAAUUGGAUUUUAAUAUCAACACUGGUUUACAUCUCGUAACCGGAAACACAAGUAGUGAUCAGUCGGUAGUUGAUGACGGAAUCUCUCCCAAUUCCGAGGAUAAACGAGCUAAGAAUGAGUUAGCAGUGGUUCAAGCUGAGCUAGAGAGGAUGAACACGGAGAAUCAACGAUUGAGAGAAGUGUUGGAUCAAGUGACGAUGAAUUACAACACGCUUCAAACACAUCUAGUAACGAUGAUGCAACAAAAACAAAGUCAUGAAGAACAAUCUAACGAAGAUCAUAAAAUUACCAGUAACGAAGGUGGAGGAAGUGAAGCAGCUACGAUGGUUCCGAGACCGUUUAUGGAUCUAGGUUUAGCAGCUCCGACUGCAGCUGAAACUGAAGAAAUUUCACAGUCAUCAUCUGAUGAACAUUCAAGAUCACCACCACUUCAUACUAACAGUAACAUCGAUCAAAGGGAAGAGAGUCCAGAUCAGCAAGUGAUUAGAGCUGGUAAUUCUAAUAAGGUUCCUAGGUUGAGUUCUUCGAAGAAUAACAAUACUACUAACAUCGAUCAAGCUACUGAAGCAACAAUAAGAAAAGCUAGGGUUUCCGUUCGAGCUCGAUCAGAAGCUCCCAUGAUUGCAGAUGGGUGUCAAUGGAGGAAAUACGGACAAAAAAUGGCAAAAGGAAAUCCUUGUCCUCGAGCGUAUUAUCGAUGCACCAUGGCUGCUGGUUGCCCAGUUAGGAAACAAGUACAACGAUGUGCAGAAGAUAGAACAAUCCUGAUCACCACCUACGAAGGCAACCACAACCACCCAUUACCACCGGCGGCGAUGGCUAUGGCUUCCACCACCUCUUCCGCGGCUAGAAUGCUACUCUCCGGGUCCAUGCCGAGCUCCGACGGCCUCAUGAACUCCAAUUUCCUAGCCAGAACGUUCCUUUCUUGCUCCUCAAGCAUGGCCACCAUCUCCGCCUCCGCCCCCUUCCCGACGGUGUCAUUAGACCUGACUCAGACUCCGAACCCGUUACAAUUACGUAGCCCAGGUCAGUUUCAGGUACCUUUCUCCAAUCCUCAACAACAGAACUUCACCGGAGCAAACGCCACCCUCCUCCCCCAGAUAUUCGGGCAGGCUUUAUACAACCAGUCGAAGUUUUCCGGUCUACAAAUGUCGCAGGAUAUGGAUCAGGCGGCUGGAGCCAGCUCCCAGCUCGGCCUUCCGCCGUUGCACCACCAAGGGGCGUCACCGGCAGCUUUGGCUGACACUGUCACCGCCCUCACUGCUGACCCAAACUUCUCCGCAGCUCUAGCGGCGGCGAUUUCAUCUGUUUUUGGCGGUGGCGCUCAGCCCAACAACGGUGGCAAUACUAAUAAUGGAAACGUCACUACCACCAACAGCAAUAACAAUGGCAGUGCAACUACUAGUAAUAAUAUUAGCCAUGGAAACAAUAAAGGCAAUUAAUUCAUUACAAUUAAAAGGAUUUAGUUUUUUUUUUUCUUUUUUUUUUUUUAAUUAUUCGGUCAU
Messenger RNA from Lactuca virosa, 1905 nucleotides. The record is from the annotation of a GenBank genome assembly. Lineage: Eukaryota; Viridiplantae; Streptophyta; Magnoliopsida; Asterales; Asteraceae.